Messenger RNA from Pelobates cultripes (western spadefoot toad), 16056 nucleotides. Lineage: Eukaryota; Metazoa; Chordata; Amphibia; Anura; Pelobatidae. The record is from the annotation of a GenBank genome assembly.
AUGUCAGAAAAGUCACCUUCAGCCUCUGGCUCCUUACACAGGAGUGCACACAAUACCUCAGGGUCAGAGGCUGAUGUCUUAUCACAGGUACAGUGUCAUUUUUCUUACCAUCUUGUCUCAUAAUAUAUAUUUGCACCAAAAUUUACUACAAUUUAGUAUAUGCUAAUAUCAACAUAUCUGGGUCACUUCAAAACCAUUAGCUCAAUUAUUUGGGUCUUAUAAUGCCAUCAUGGGACAUAUAGCCAUUUUUUUAGAUAGUGUAGUUCACUUUGAUGGCCUCACCAAAUUUUCAGACUCACCUGGUCUCAUAUAAGCACAUGCACUGUAGAAGAGACGGCCUUUAUACUUCAUUACUCAUUAUAGUAAUGAUAGUAUUGUGAUUGAGGUUGAGUUCAAUAAACAGAUCUAUCACAUUUAGUAAUCUGAAACAUAAGAAACAUAGUAAAUGUAUUUUAAAUAACAUUAUUUUAAAUCAUCCUACUCACAUACCCCAAACUGAUAGUUUAUAUAUAACUUGUGUAUAUAUAUAUAUAUCCCACAUCCUGCACAUUAUGUUUUCUUUGGUUUAAUUACAAUGACUGCUAAUGUAUACAGUUAAUAGCAAGCAUUGCUGACUUGCAUUUAUUUUAAUUUCAGUGCAGUUACUAAAGUGAGAAUUCCAAGUAAAUUUCAAAUCCAAGGUCAAAAUAGUCCAACUAGAGUCAUUUUCUAAGUCAGGUAUGCUUCCUGUUCGGCAACCUUGGCCUUAAAUUAGAAAUUCACUUUGAUUUCUAAUUUUAGUGAUUACCCCUGGUAGAACUGUCAUUGCAAACAAUAUAGACUGCUAUUUAGCUGUCGGUUUACGCUAACAACCCUGUCUGGGGCAAUCUGUGGAAUGAAAACCAAAGAAAAGAGCUACUUGCGCACUAUCGCAAAUCUCCAGGCACAUUUAAAAAACUGGAGGUUUUUAGUGUCUCUAUUGGCCACAUAAGUAUAAGCUCACCUGCCACGUUAAGGUAAACCUCUUAGGUGGGUCCUACACUAACACUUCACCGUGCUUUUUUCAGCUUCAGGUAAAACAGCUCUGAGACAGAUAGGGGUAGUUUUCUAAACCCCUACAUAAUUAUUAACCCUUAAUAGGAAACAAAGAAAAGAGUUCACUAUCUGAAAUUGCUUCACACAGAAAUUUGUCUGAGAUCAUCGUUUUUGGUGAUCUCAGUCAAAGAGGAGGAGCUACACACCGUAGACCAGCGCUGUGAGGGAGAAAAGUUAAGUAAAACUACCUUUUUAAUGCUGGUAGCUGGGGCACGGUCACCUAAAUGGUGACUUGUUCUCUACAGUGUUAGGAAUACACAUUUGUAUUCCUAACAAUAUAGUGUUCCUUUAAAUGAUUUAAAAAAAAUCUUUAUGACAUUCGGGAAACUUAACUUGUAAUCCAAAUUUAGAAACUAAUACCCAGGAUUUCUUGGGUCUACUUGGUAUUGUCACAUCGUAUUUUAGUGCAAAUUCUCCUAGCUUUUUUUCCACAAAUCUGGCCAAUUAGAUGUUUGCAAUAAAUCAGCUAUGUUGGGUAAGAUCAGGGGUAGGAAACUUUUGCUACUACAGAUUUUAUGGAUUUUAUCUCCCAGUUUUGGGUCUAGACCCAACAAUUAAGAUCCACUGAUCAAGGGAAUAAACAACUUUUCCUGAGAGGCCGUUGUGUGUAGUUACAGGCACCGAGAUUAUUUAAAAAAAAUAAAUUUUUUAGGAAGUACGAGUAAAAAGCGCAUUCGGGGGCAUUGGAUAUGCGGAGAUAUGUGUAAAUAUUUUUUGUUUAUUUUGCUUUCCUGCAAUGUGACAGCCGACCAUGCUUUUCUGUAUCCUUAAAAAAAAACACACGCAUAAAUGUCACAUCCUUUGACAUGUGUGUUGUGCGGAACCUGAGUAAACCAGCAUGUGGAUUUCCUGAGUUUAAAACGCUUGUUGAACUUAAUGUUUUGAGAAAACUAAGCAAAAAAAAAAUAAGACUAUCUACAUAUUUAGAUGUGGUUUUAUAUACCACACACACAGUAACAGAUCAAGCCCGGCUUUUAUUCUCUAGAGUAGGAAUGGCAAAAUAUUGAACGUCAACUUUUGCAGAAUUACACCUUCCUUAAUGCACUGCCAGCCUUGAGUAUGUCACAGCAUUCUUGGUUUGUUGUGCUACAAUAGUUGAUGUUCUAUAUUUGUGCCUCUCUGGACAACUGUCUAAAUUUCACAGCCUAAUGUUUUUAAAUUUUUUUUUGUAAUUUUUAUCUGUGCAGCUGCAACCUCCCAUUUUUUUUUAAAUUAAGAAAACACCAAAAGUUAAACUUGUGGAUAUAUUAAGAAAUCAUCUUCUUGUUUAGGAGUGCAGAUUCCCCAAAUGUCAGCACACAAAAUUUAAAAUGUACCUGCAUUUAGAUACAAUACAUGCACUGUUGCCUGUGGAAAACCACGCAUCUUUUUAGCAAGCUAUAAUGCAACUGUAAUGCCUAAAAAGAGACCUCAGUCCUAAGACUUGGUUACUUCCUGGUACCUAAAAAUGAAGUGAACAGUAGCUCUAAAUUUAUAGUUUUUUAUUGAAAGUAUUAAUUAACGUGACAGUCUAAAACUGGUAGCAUCGCAUGUUGCUUUUUAUACAUUAUAUUUAGUGGAAGUUCCCUCUUCCCUUCACUUACUCAUUUAUUACAACAGAUAUUUCCAAAAUUGCUCCAACUACUCCCUUCCUAAAAUACAGAACUGGAAAAUCAACAUUUCAAGCACUUGCACAGCGAGUAUUCACUAUCUCUGAGAGGCUCCAUUCACAGCUCUCCAUGAAUGAAGCUUUUAUAAGUCGUUAACUUGUCAUUUCUAUUUGAUGGAACUGUGACUGGGCCUCAAACUGCAUAUCCCAUAAACCUGUGAAGAGCAGAGGUUCGUGGGAUUGUUUGUAAAGGUAAGCUGUGGUUUCAAAAUGAAUGUUCUUCGUAGAAUACCCAAGGUUGGAGUUGAAAGGGUUCAUAUAGUGGAAAACCUUUUGACUAUAACUGACAGCAACACUACAGAGCUACACAUUUCCAGUGUAAUUCCCCUACUCUUCUUAAGAAACUCAACUGUCAAGAGUUGUUUUUCACAGUUCAUGUCUACAUUGUGAUGUAGCAAGGACUGGUUAGAGUGGUGCGAGACAUCCUCUCGGAACCUUUUACUGAAUAGGUCCGACUGCUAUUCCUACUUUCCACAGAAACCAUUGCAGUCUCGGGUAUUCCUCCAUGAAUCUAAAGCUUCCAACUCCUGUUUAUUGCACUGAUUUUUCUUUACAUUUUGCAUGAUAUAGGAUUUGUCUGUAGACAAAAAGUGUAUCAGGCAGAUAUGUAGUAUAUAGAUAAUUCCGGUUUAACUGGAAGCUUGCCAAUAGCCAUAUAUUAGAUUACUAUGCAACUAUGUAACAUACGUUGAAAAAAGACUCCAGAACAACUGUGUCAAAACAUCUUUUUAUCCUGUUGUUCCAAAGGAAGUCAAAAUGCAUAUAUGUUUUUUUCUCACACAAAGAUAACUCAAAUAAAUCCAUCCCACCCGAUUAUAUUGGAUCUGCUGGAGCAGUCAGAAUUGGGAUAUUUUGCCUUGUUUUCCAUUUUUGGUUUCCAGGUGUUCCACUUGUGGGGACAUCAGGGAUAUUUUUCCAAGUUUCUCAGUGCUUAAUCCCAGAAUGUCAUUAGCCAGAAUUUUUGAGGGGUGCCGUGUGUGUGAAGGGUGCCAUGUGUGUGAGGGGGGCACUGUGUGUGAGGGGUCUAGUGUGUGUGAGGGAUGUAGUGUGUGUGAGGGGUGUAGUGUGUGUGUGUGAGGGGUGCAGUGUGUGAGGGGUGCAGUGUGUGUAUGAGGGGUGUAGUGUGUGUAUGAGGGGUGUAGUGUGUGUAAGAGGGGUGCAGUGUGUGUGAGGGGUGCAGUGUGUGUGAGAUGCAGUGUGUGUGAGAGGGGUGCAGUGUGUGUGAGGGGUGUAGUGUGUGUGUGUGAGGGGGCAGUGUGUGUGUGAGGGGUGCCGUGUGUGUGAGGGGACAGGUGUGUGUGAGGUGCAGUGUGUGAGGGGACAGUGUGUGUGUGAGGGAUGCAGUGUAUGAGUGAUGCAGUGUGUGGAGAGGGGUGCAGUGUGUGUGAGGGGUGCAGUGUGUGUGAAGGGUGUAGUGUGUGUGUGAGGGGUGUAGUGUGUGACGGGUGCAGUGUGUGUGAGGGGUAUAGUGUUUGUGAAGGGUGCAGUGUGUGUGAGGGGUGGUGUGUGUGUGAGUGAUGCAGUGUGUGUGUGAGUGAUGCAGUGUGUGUGUGUGAGGGGUGCAGUGUGUGAGUGAUGCAGUGUGUGUGAGAGGGGUGCAGUGUGUGUGAGGGGUGUAGUGUGUGUGUGAGGGGUGUAGUGUGUGUGUGAGGGGGGCAGUGUGUGUGUGAGGGGUGCCGUGUGUGUGAGGGAUGCAGUGUGUAUGAGUGAUGCAGUGUGUGAGAGGGGUGCAGUGUGUGAGAGGGGUGCAGUGUGUGUAAGGGGUGCAGUUUGUGUGAAGGGUUCAGUGUGUGUGAGAGUGAUGCAAUGUGUGUGUGAGGGGUGUAGUGUGUGUGUGAGGGGUGUAGUGUGUGUGUGAGGGGGGCAGUGUGUGUGUGAGGGGUGCCGUGUGUGUGAGGGAUGCAGUGUGUAUGAGUGAUGCAGUGUGUGAGAGGGGUGCAGUGUGUGAGAGGGGUGCAGUGUGUGUAAGGGGUGCAGUUUGUGUGAAGGGUGUAGUGUGUGUGAGAGUGAUGCAAUGUGUGUGUGAUGGGUGCAGUGUGUGUGUGAGGACUCCAUAUAGUCUAUAUUGUGUGUGUGUAUGUAGGUGGUAAGGGUCCAAAUGUAUAUAUAUUUUAUUAUUUUUAUUUAAAAAGAGAAAACAAUGUUAUGUCCCUCCCACACCCACCCUUAUAACCUUUUGACAAGCAGGGUGGACAAUGAACUGCCUGGUGGUCCGGUGGUUAGCAGUGAACUUUAGCCUGCAGCUCCUCUGGCUGCAGGCUGACUCUUGUCCUCUCAUGAGCUGAACGCUGUGUUGAAGCACUGCCAUGGGUAAUUAAUGGCUUACUAACAAAUCUGAGAAGGUUUUUUAUUUCGUUACUAGCAAAUGGAGAAAAUGUAGUGGUUGGUUUGUAGUACAAUUGCUUUCUAAAAAUUGCUUCCAUCUAAAGUUAACUUGUUAAAGAAUCUUAUAAAGAUAUUUACUAAAGGAAGAAUUAAAUCUAAGGCCAAGAUAGCUCUCUAGCAGGGAAGUGCCUUUGGCCCUCUUUAACUCCUCACCAGCCUGAGAGGGCAGACAGCGAGGCUGACUCUGCAUGGGCCGGUGGGAGAGAUGAAAGGAUCUUCCCUGUCGUCUUUGGCACAUGAGCAUUGCGGUGGGGCCCCUAUGCUUGUGGCUAGCAUGCCCAUGCAUAUAGACAGCCCUGGACGGACUAUUUAUGGGUGAGAAUUUGCAAUGCCUUUGUCAAUUCCUGUGAAUUCCUAUAAGCAAUAAGCAAUUCCUUUAUGAUCUCUUUGGCCAAUGUCUUCAGUUGUAACUUAAUUUUUAAAGAACUGCAGUCCCAAACUUAGGUACUGAAUUUAGGGUCACCUUACCUAGUUUGGAAAAAUAAACCACAGUUUGCCAGUAAAGCAUAAUUGAUGGUUAACCACACAUCUACAUUUCACCGUAAAAAGGCUAUCAUUCAGGAAAUAAGGUGUGCUGUGCAGGAUGAGAAAGAUAAAAAUAUUUCGGCGAAUUUCUCUCUGGCAAAUGACUCUAGAAACCCCCUCCCCCCCCCCAAUCUUGGUCUUUUUCAAGAAGCAAAUUAAGUUAGAUCUAUAAGAUACGUCUGUAAAGUGACAAGGGGCAGCCCCACAUCUUGAAAAAAUGAAAAUUACGCAUAUGUGAUUUUGCCUUUGUAGCAAGUUGUAGUCUCCCCUCUUAAAGGGGACAGUACAUUUCCGCAUUCGUAAAUACAGAGAUUCUAACAUGCAACUUGAAAAAUGCGCAAGACACUGCAUUUGUCAAAAUGCAUCACAUCUGUUCAGGUUUAGCCAAUUUCUAAUAGUUUUAUUUUUUUACAAGCGCAUUAGUUGCCACAAGUCGCUGCACUGACCAUGCUCUACUCAUCUGUGCAACCAACUAUGAGGAUUUGAUGAGCAGGCAAACCUUUAAUAUAUUUUUUGCAUGCAUUCUCAGGAAUCCCACUAUACAAAGGGAUUGCCUCUGACAUUUUAGCCAGUUCCUGGUGCUAGCAUUGGUCAGAGGAACAGGAUAAAUGAACAUAAAUUGUAGUCAGGCACUCAAGGAUUAAUUCAGCAGGUUUAUUGGAACAAAGUGCAACGUUUCGAUCCCACAAGGGAUCUUUCUCAAGCUUGCUAUCACAGGAGGGGUAGCCAACCCCAGAUUGUGAUGUGUGCGGUACUCCUCUUGUUUUUUUGUUUAUACACUAGGAACAGGAUAAAGACAGAAAAGACACCUAAUGGGGAUAGUCCCUCCUUGACGUGCGAGCCCAUUUUGAAUGCAUUCUGGAGAAAAUAUGCAAAAGCAUACUGUGACAGAUCCCUCUGUCUUGGAAUUACUUUUAUUUUAUGCUCAUUCAUCUGUUUGUUUGUGCAUUUCCCUGUCCGUAUGGUUCAUAUGUUAUUUUCCCUUUUUACCUAAAUACUUACAGAACGGCCGGCCACCCAGCGGGGAAGUGUGCUGCUUGUUAACCUCUUGGCCUCAUUAGAACAUUGUGGUUAACCGCAGACACUUCCCAUUGUUAAUGGUCAGCUGGGUGGUCGUCGUUCGUAUGAACGAACACAAGGCAGCGGCCAUUUUGGACAUACAAACGCCCAGCGGUGUUCAUCGACGAUUCCCUGGAUCCAAAAACGGCUACUAAUUUAAUGCGAACACCGCUGAAGCCGCCGACCUCCCUUCAUCUGUUUCAUCCACUCAUACGAACAACGGGACAUUCGGUACAUCUCCAUACGAACAGAGCCACCCUCAGAUAGCCAUCCCAUGGAGCCCAUUCGUAUAACGAAAGGACUAUGUGAAAGACUUUGGCUCCAUGGCGAUUGAACUGUGUGCAUAGGAUCUGAGCGAUAUUCGGUAACAUUGUGCACUCAGAUCCGAGCUAUCUGGGGAUAUGUUAAAUGUGGGUAUUCUGUUGGGGAAUUGUGUAGUUAUAUAUUUUUAUGCAUUUUUGUUACACUGUAUAAAAGGGAGGUUAGGCUCUAUCCUCAGAUUGAGUUUUUUCCCAAUUAUCUCCAGGAUAGAGAGGAGGGUCUUAUACAAUUAGAGGGGAGUGUUUAUGUCUGUAACACUGUGAUUGGCUACUGUACUAUUCUUCUCACAGUUUUCCACCAGGUCUCCUAUGGGAGUGUCCACUUGGUGGAAGACCGGCAUAAAAGGCGGGCAUGUAGCCCACAUUAAAUCAGAUUCCUGCUUGACCCUCAAUACAGAGCCUCGUCUUGUACUUGGGGGGAUUAUUCGUAUGGUUUUCUUGUUCGGCUGUUUGGAGUGUGGAUUAUUCGUAUGCUUGCUUGUUCGGCUGAUUGGAGUGUUCGGUAGCUGCCUUUGUGUUCGGGAAGGGAAUAUCCUAAACGGCUUUAACCCCUCCUAUACUCAGGGUGCAGUUACACAUACAUUAAGACCUCUCAGCCAAUCCCAGUCUGUCAAUGAUUAGCUAUGCAGUUCUGUUAUACCGUAAUAUCCAGAUACACUUUGUAGCAGUAUUCCACAAAUCUGUUGCGCAGCAGAUGUUUAUAGAAUAUGUUGAAGAGCCAUUAUGAUCUACACCGAUCCCCACUGCAGCAUUCAACCCACUGCCUGCUUCUCAUUCAUGAAAAUAGGAAAAAGAGACGCAUUUGUGUGAGUGAGUGAGUGCGUGAGCAAGUUGAAGGGCCUUCUUAUUCUCAUGUUCAUAAAUGAGGGUUGGUUGUGCACAUGCGUGUUCUGCUGCACACUUUCCCCCAGAAAACCUGUGAGACGGUAAUCAAACAGAAACCUUGUCUUUUGACCAGCUUCCGUACUGGUCCCACAAAAAGUCACCAGAAAAUGGAUUAUUAAUAAAACAUCACUAAACAAGCUCAUAAAACCUGCAUCAAGGUUUUUCAUUUUUCUUUCUCUCUAUUUCUUUCCUAUUGCCUUCUCUCGAUUCCCGUCUUUAUUGCACAUUCUUGUAGCUGUCUGUAAUUUCAGUACCUGAAUCCCUUCUGUCUUAGUCCAUCACACAUCAUGUACUAUAUGAGCUUUAGAUGUGAACAGAUGUACAACGCUGAGCGAUGGUUGCAUCCUAAAACCCAGGUUCUGGAACCAAGUAAGGAUUGUUUCAAUCAACUUGUUUUCAUAUAACCUCUACUAACUAUAGCAAGGCAAAUUUUUGGUAUGCCAGCCAUUUGUUAGUGAUGGUUCAUCUCAAUUCUUCACGGGAAGCCUCAACUUUUAGCAACCACUCUUAGUUUGAUAAUUAUGCACACUCCCCACAGAAAUCGCCUUCCUGGGGCUAUUCAUCUUAGAGGAAGUACCAUGUCCUACUGUAAUAUACCCUAAUUUAAUAAAAUAUUCUCCCAUAACAUAUGUGUGAGAAAAAAAUUAAAUUUAAGGUUUACAAAGAAUUUAGUGGGAAAAAAAAAGAACCCCAAAAAACAGUAAUUAACCACUGCAACAAAUUUUAUGGAAAUUAUUCUGAAACGGUUCUUGUAAAAGAGGUUACGUGUACACAUAAAGGGAUGUGAUGAGUUAACCAGUGACUUUCAGAAUUUAGGCCAAAAAAGCCCAGUUACAAAAAAAACCCCAACAACUCAGAAUUAGGGUGAUUGCAAAUUUUUUAGCACCUGGGGUAGUUUGACCUACAUUUUGUAGAUUGGUUAUCUGUGUGUCACAACUCACUGCACAUUGACUAAAAUAGAUUGAGCAAGGUAUUAUUUUAUGUGUGUGUUUGUAUAAAUUGUAUAUUAAAAACACUGUUUGAUAGAAACAAACUGAUGUAGAAGGUUUUGAGGUACUUGUUUGCAAGCUUAGAAUCCAAAGAGGGAGUGGGACAUUCAGUGCAAAAACAUGUACAUUGCGCAAAUUCAUAGUGAAUUUCAAGUUAAAGACCAAAGUAGCACAACUGGAAGUAGUUGAUUUGGGAAAGAUCAAGUUCGGCUACCUUGGCCUUAAGUUCCCAUUAUUCCUUUAGUGAAUAUGUUCAUAAGAUUCUUUAACAAGUUAAAGGGACACUAUAGUCACCUGAACAACUUCAGCUUAAUGAGGUUGUUCAGGUGAGAACUAUAGCUCCCUGCAGCCUUUCUCAUGUAAACACUGUAUUUUCUGAGAAAAUACAGUAUUUACAAUGAAAGCUAGGAACACCUCCAGUUGCAGUCCCUCAGAGUGAACCAGAGGGACUUCGGGGUUGAUGGAGGCAUAAUAUGCCUUCAUCCACUCUGAUCUGCUGUCAGCAGAGCGCAGGGCAGCACUGUGCACAGCAUCCUGUGAUUCAGUAUCUCCUCCCUCUGCGUGCAGACACUGAACUUAACUCAUAGAAAUUCAUUGAUUCAAUUCAUCUCUAUGAGGAGAUGCUGAUAGGCCAGGGCUGUGUUUGAAUCAUGCUGGCUCUGCCCCUGAUCUGCCUCUUUGUCAGUCUCAGCCAAUCCUAUGGGUAAGCAAUGUGAUUGGAUCAGGCUACCACAUGUCAGCAGACUGCUUGUUUUUCUGAGUCUAACAGAAUGCAGAUUUACAGCUUCAAGCUUGAGUACAGUAAGAUUUUUACUAUAUUUAUGGAGGCAUUAGGGGCCCAGGGGGGCUAGAUGGUGGUGGUAACACUAUAGGGUCAGGAAUACAUGUUAGUGUUCCUGACCCUAUAGAGAUCCUUUAACUUUAGAUGGAAGCAGUUCCAACCAACUGCAUUGUCUCCACUUGAUAAACUUAAAUCAAAACCUUCUUAGAUUUGUAAGUAAGCCAUUGAAUACUAAUUGAUGACCUUUUUUGUGCCAUGUUUGCAUACGGUCCAAGUUGUCCCUAUUUAGGAGGGACAGUCCCUAUUUUGGGCCCAUUUGCCUCCGUCCUUCUUGUCUUUAUAGGGUUGGUUUGUGCUGAGUGUAUAACAGAGCUCUGCAGUAAUGUGUCUUUAAACUACAAUAAAUGUGUUUAGAAAUCACUCUGUGUGAAUAAGAUACAUUGAUCUUUUUCCAAAUCACAUUUUAGCUGUAUAAAUUGCUAUUAGUGAGUUACCUAAAAUUUCUCAGAACAGCCCCACUCCUGGCCACACUCACACUCCUUAAAUUAAAGUGUCCCUGUUUGUCUAUUUGCAAUGUUGGAAGAUGUUUGCACCUGCACCUCACCAAGUACACGAUGGCCUCCUGAUUCUAAAGGAAUGUCCUCCCUCAUCUCAUCAUACUGUUACAGACCACUGAGAAUGUGUUUCUUUAGGAAUGCUUACCAUACCAAGUAGUAUGUCACUUCCACUUCUACCCAUGUCUUUCCACAUAACAUGUUCUCAUCUGUUGUCAAACGAGUUCACCUUCUUAUUUUACAUUUCACAAUCUAUCAUUUCUAAACUUGAGUUAGACACAGAUUGCAGCCAAGAAAUCUCUCUUUUCCGUUUGAUACAUUGCAUUUUACCUGUUGUGAAAUUAUACUUCACUCCCUCAUAUCUGCAUUGGAAGUUGUUUGUUACUGUCCGCCUAAUGCAGUUUACACAAUUUGUUUCUUUUUUUUUUUUACUUCUUUUGGUUUUGUUACCCAUUGUAGAGCAGUAAAUAAUUUCUUGGAAUUCUGAAAAUAUUAAUAUAUUAAUAAUGUGGCGGGGAACAGAGAGAGCUAGCAUUAAUGUAAUAUAAUAAUCCAGAUAGGGUUGCCAUCUUUGUUAGAAAAAAUACCGGCACACACAUAUAUCAUUAUGCAUGACAUCACAGGUCAUGACACCACCAGAUGUUAUGUAACAUCACAAGGAGUGAGAUAAGAGAGGGAAAAAACAUUGGAAGAGAAAAUUCCCUAAAUCCCGAAAUAACUGCUUACAAUGUGUGUACUAUUUCUGAAUGUGCAUGCAGCACUGUGUAUGAGUAAUAGUGUGCAUGUAUACCUUUUCUACGCAUGUGUGUGUGUGUAUAGCAAUGUGUUUCAGUGUGUGUACUGUGUGUAUAUGUCAAUGUGUGCAUGCUGUGCCUGAGUGUGUGUGGGAGUGUUUGUCAUUGUAUGUAUACUGUGUAUGAGAGUGUGGCAGUGUUUGCGAUUGUGUGUAUACUGUGUCUGAAUGUAUGUGUAGCAGUGUUUGUCAUUGUAUGUAUACUGUUUCUGAGUGUGUGUGGCCAUGUUUGUCAUUGUGUGUAUACUGUGUCUAAGUGUAUGUGUAGCAGUGUUUGUCAUUGUGUAUAUACUGUCACUGAGUGUGUGUCUAGCAGUGUUUGUCAUUGUGUUGAUAUUGUGACUGAGUGUGUGUGGAAGUGAUUGUCAUUGUGUGUAUACUGUGUUUGAAUGGGGUGUAUGUAUUGUGUGUAUACUGUAAGUGUGUGGCAGUGUUUGUCAUUCUGUGUAUACUGUGUCUGAGUUGGAUGUGUUUGUCAUUGAGUUUAAAUAGCAAUGUGUGUACCUGCUAUAUUCAAUAGAGGUAGAUAUUAUUAUUCUCCAAGGUUCCAGUCAGUCCAAAAUUCUGGCCUUUUGCAUUGAUGGUAUUUUUGCAAUGCUAGCACCGGCCAGAUAGUCUCACAUAGUAGCCAUGCCAGUACAAUACUAGCCACGUAGCAGUCCUAAAUAAACAAGGGGUGGGGGAGCAGCUGAAGAUAAGUCCAUGAUAGUAGUAAGAUUUGACAAGAGGGGUGAAGGCUGUAGGCCAUGUGAAGAGCAGAGCACUCACAUGUGGGGGAGCUUAGCAAAUAGGGAGAACAGUUCAGGAGCAGGUUUGUUUGUGAAAGCGGUUUGAAAGUUUAAAUAGCAUAUUUUCUUCUUAUUAGGGUGAGGGCUAGUCAUGAUUUUGCAGGGGAGUAGCUAGCAAAAUAAGAUGUGUUUGACAAAGAUAAGCCAGGAAGUCACACUUUCUAUAGAUUAGAAUUGAGGCAAUAGUUUGCAGUACUCUGUUAGGGAAACUGAUAAAGAGAAACGUAGAUUAGCAGUGAUCAAUAGUGAUGUGAAACUGCUAAAUUCAAUCUGACUUUCAGAGGGUAAUUUUUGCGGUUUGGUUGUUAAAUAAGUCUGCAGUGCAAUACAAGUAAAAUAGUAAUGUCACAGUUUUUUUUUACUGAUUUACUAUUUUUCCUACAAGAAAGCUUAUUGGAUUGUUGAUGGCUUUUGUAAAUUGCAUAACUAGGAGGGGGAGCCAUUGUAUCACCCAGUCACAUUCAGCAUAUUUUGUGCAUGUCCACUGCACAUGUGCCUUAGAGAAGUGUAACACCAGUAUGGAAGCAAGAGUAUUAGUGGUACUGCCCUGGCCCCCAAUUGUAAGGAGUCAAGCCGUUUUAGAGCGGACUGACCUCUUACCUGGGGUUUAUCUUGGUGUCUGCUUCCAGUUCAGUGAGAGAAGGAAGCUCCUAUUUCGGACAUUCUGUUAGCUCUCCUCAGCCAUUUCUAGUCCCCAUAGUGCAGGGCUAGCUCACUGGCCUAGACUGCAGAGCUAGGCAACCUUCGGCACUCCAGAUCUUGUCAACUACAUUUCCUCUGAUGCUGUGGCAGCAUUACGGCUGGGGGACGUAGUCCACAACAUCUGGAGUGCCGAAGGUUGCCUACCCCUGGACUAGAGUGUCAGUUGAUUGUCAUCAGCCAGUGAGCUAAGCCCUGCACUGCCAGUCUUAGACCCCAGGUAAGAAAUCAAACUGUUGGUUAGUCUGCUUACAAUGGGGGAGGAGGGGGUGUUACAGGGCAUAUCCGGCACCUUACAGCGCUCUGUAGUGGUUAUGGUGAUUGGAGUCUUCCUUUUGUUUAAGAUGGGUACUUAACAAUAUGUCAGAUAGAAGUGUUGCAUUAUCGGCAAACUGUAACUUGAUUUAUUCUUUGCUCUAAUUCAUACUACAAACAUUUGGAAAUAUUUUUAUUUACAGCCUUAAAACUUAGUCGCUACCAGGGACUAAUUAUAAAUAAACUCCGCAAACAGUAUACCAUCACCGCACAUAAUUUUACUUUUUGGCACAAAAAGACAAUGGCUGAAGUAUGUCAAUCUACUUCCCCCCCAUAUUUUAGGCUAUCCCCCUGCACACAGAAAAAUAAUUUUAGUGUUUGUAACCAAUUGCAAAUAAAAUUAUUCCCACAUAUACGCUUGUGGGGCCCUGCCUAUGGCUCCUAUGGACAAGCGAUAGACAUUAAAAAUCCUAAAAAGAUCAUUUUAAAACAGAUACAUGCUUUUACAUUCCUGCUCAUUACUAGUCUUUUAAAUGGUUUAACAACAGAAACAAAUACCCUAGUUUUUAUUUAAGCAUUUUUAUCUAAAGCAUCGACCUAGCUUCCAUUUUUUCAAUCCAAUUAAUCGAUUGUACUGCUAAUCUUGUAUAGCAGCUAUCCCACAUUGCAUGAAUUUCCUACGAUCUCACAGGUAUUCUCUUUUCCAGGGCUCAGAUAUAAGUGACAGAAGGGUACGGAGGAGGGAAAAAAACAGAGUUGCAGCUCAGAGAAGUCGCAAGAAACAGACACAGAAAGCAGACAAACUACACGAGGUAAAUGCAUUUGCAUGCGAUUUGUAAAUACAACCAAACAGCACAUAGACAGAAUUCUGUAUAGAAUACUCUAAAGAUCUAUAAUGCCAGAAAAACAACUUUGUUUUCCUGACACUUUGGUUUCCCUUUAAGCUGGAGGAAUUGAAUGAAGUGUUUGCCAUGAUCACAUUUGUUUUUUUGUUUUAACAAUUUUAGAAAAAAUGCUUACAAAGUGUUUUGUGUGAUCAAACGGAAUCUCAAUUAUAAUCAGGUAGUGUAAAAUGUCUGCAGCUCUACAGAUUCCAGGUUUCUAUUAACACCGAUUGAAAAAUGAAUUUCAAGUCCACAAAAAACUCAUUUUACAGCCUGCCAAUAAUCACCUCUACAGUUGCAUUAUCAGCAAAAAAUUUUGAAUUCUUUAUUUUGGUAGUGCAUACAAACCAUGUACAAGCAUGUAUAUGGUAGGUUGUACUGAAAAACAUUUGUUGCAAGACAUAGCAAUAAAACAUUGUAUUAGAAAACGCUUUGCACUUUCUUUUGUAUAUGAGUCUAGCUAAUAAACUGUAAAUUGCUAGGGGCAUUAUCGCCAAUUUUGAUAUUAUAUCAAAAAGAUCUACAGCAUUAGUUUUUUUCUUUAUGGAAAACAGUUCAUCUUGGAAAUAUGAAGAACUUACUGCUUAAAGGGUUAAGUACAAAACCAACUCUAGCUAAAUAAAACGAUUUGGUGUAUAGGUCGCGCCAAUGCAGUCUUACUGCUCAAUUCUCUGAGUUUAGGACUUUUAUUGAAACUCUAGCCACACUUUUCAUAGCUGAGAUUCACGCAGCCUCCCAACACACUUCUUGAAAAAGAGGUCUAAUUUUUAAACUUCCAUUGUUGCACAUUGUGUAUAAUUGUGUGUGAUUAAACUUCAAUCAAUAGAACAGGAGAUACGAACUUCUAAAGUAAACACACUCAAUGUUAUUCAUUAAAGUGAGAAUUGACUUCAAAAUUUAGGCCAAGCUAAUCAAAUGAGAAGAAUUCUCCAAGUCUGAUCUGUUCUCAGUUUGGCUAUUUUGGCCUUACAUGUGCAAUACCCUUAGAAAAUUUGUUGCACUUGUCACUUUAGUGAAGAACACUGAUUGUACUGUAAAAAACUAAAUCUGUUUCCGUACACUUGCUAAGAUUUCCUUCUGCGAUCUUUAUCUUGAUUGUGUAGUGCAACGUAUCUAUGGAUGACGACCCAGCGAGCAUUGCCAGUGUAGGGUCUGCAGCAUGAGUCUUUUUGUCAUUGUUCCCUCCCCUUGAUUAAAUGUUUUCAAAUGAAUGAAACGUGAGAAGGCUUUGGUUUUGUGGAAGCCUGAUGUCUGCCUGGGUCUAAAGAUGUAAACUAUCUCUUCCACAAAUCAAACCACAACUACUAUGAGUUCUGCGACUUCUCACUGGCUGUGUGAGAAUUUCUGACGAAAGUGAAACUGCAACAGUUCGUAGAAAGAAUGAUUCGCUACAUGCUGUUCACUCCCUGACUUCUGUGGCCCUUCCGUUGCUUUGGAAAUUCUGCUGAAUUCCUAGUAGCUGCUGUACAGCCUGUGAAAACUAUACAGGGUUACUGAGAAUCAUGGGAGUUGUAGUUCAAGGACACCUGGGUAGUUGUAGAAUAACACAUGCCCCUUAAUUAAAUACUUUCUGUGAUGUUCAGGUGCACUCAUUGUGAAGUAAGCACUGGGACCUUGAUGAGUUGCCUAUUUAUUGACCCACGUUACUGACAAGCUGAUUUGAGCAGAGUCUUUCAUUUAUUUCACUAAAGACUUAAUUUAGGAACUGACUCUGUGAAGAAUUGUAAUGGGUUUCCUGCUGCACCUUCUACCAGUUCCUCCGCAGCAGAAGGCCGAGGAAGUGGUAUUCAGUAGCAUCCACAAAAGACAUUCGUAAAUAUUUCGGUCUCAAUUUCGUGCAAUGUAAAAUGUGCAAUGCACCCGUGCUUUUGACCACAAAGAAAGUGAAGGGUAAAAAAAAAAAUCACUAUUUAACGUAUUGCAUUAACACUAUGAUACCAAAAUGUCUCGAGCAUUUUCUUUGCAUCAGGAUUUGUUGAGAAGGGCAAAUGUUAGGACUAGACUAGAGUAAACAAUAAGAAAAAAUCUAUUUAAUUUGUUUUCAGCUCAGGUAUUUUGAACUAAAAUCUACAACCAUUUUAUCUGUUUUCCACAGUGCUUAAUUUAGUUUGAAUUGUAUCUCUCAUUACUCUCAGCCAGCAUUAGGUUGGAACGCUGAGUUAAUGCUUUAUCGAGUACUGUAGACACUUGUAGUUUUUAUCUUUUUAUUUUUUAUUUUACAUUAACAGGAAUAUGAAACUCUUGAACAGGAAAAUUCUUCUCUAAAAAAAGAGAUUGGGAAACUUACAGACGAACUGAAGCACUUGAGCCAGGUAUUGAAAGACCACGAACAGAUUUGUCCGUUCCUCCACUGCACAGUGAACUAUGUGACUGUGCCUAGAAUUGCGGACGCUGUCGCUAGCUGCCUGCCUCGAUGA